Messenger RNA from Styela clava, 3529 nucleotides. RefSeq names its product exostosin-like 3. Lineage: Eukaryota; Metazoa; Chordata; Ascidiacea; Stolidobranchia; Styelidae. Gene Ontology annotation, molecular function: glycosyltransferase activity. The record is from RefSeq and is a predicted model, not a curated record. Gene Ontology annotation, cellular component: membrane.
CGGUACUACGUCUGUAGCCUAUGUCCUGAUGUUUGUAUGUUGAUGUCUGAAUGUUAUAAUAGCAAAAUAUUGCAUUAAGUUAAUUACAGAUUUAGAUGGCGCAGUAGAUCUAUAUUUGAAGGGGAGAUGAUUAUAUCCAAUAGCAAUGGAGGGAGAUCUAACAGCAAUCUUCCAAAUUUUUUCAAUGUUGCAAGAUGUGUCGUCAACACUAAGAUCUCAAAACUUAUUAUGUUCAUUUUGGCGGCAAUGGCAAUUGGACAUUUAACGAUGCAUUAUUUCAUAUCGGUACCACCAGAAAAUAAUAAACAACGAGACGCUCUUGAUAUUGCAGAAUCCAACUUAAAAAAUAUUAAACAUAUCGAGGAAUUGCAAAGGAUAAAGCGGUCGGUUUCAUCUGAACUCCGGGACUUAGAAAGUCAAAGAAACAAAUUACAGGAUGAAAUUACUGGAUUUCAAAGUCAAUCAACUUUAGCAGAGAAAGAAUCUAAGCGUGCACAGUCUGAUUUAGAAUCUUUGAAACGACAAAUACUGCAGACCAAAAAUGAAAGAUUGGAGAUUCUUUAUCAAAAUCCGAAGAUGGCGGCUCCAGUACGAUUAUUACCAAAAGAGGAAGACAAUAUUGACAUUGAUCCUCCAACACGAUCAGAUUGGUGUGGAAUGCAUAACUGUUUCGAUUACUCUCGUUGCUCUCUGACAUCACAGUUUCCCGUUUACGUUUAUCCACCAAAUAACAACGGUGAAGAUGCAGUGUGGCAGAAAACAGCUUAUAUAUUAGAUACCUCAUUGAAUGCUUUUCUCGGAAAUUCUUAUGCUACAUCAGAUCCUGCUAUUGCAUGUUUGUAUGUUGUCAUCAUAGGAGAAGUUGAACAAGAUUCUUUGAAAGGAAAUCAAGAACCUGCAAAUAUUCAGAGGUGGUUGUAUUCUCUUCCUUAUUGGAAAGGUGAUGGAAGAAAUCAUAUUCUUGUUCAUAUGUCAAGACAAUCAACCAAUCAGAAUCUUCUGCUUGGAGUUAAUACUGGCAGGGCAAUGAUUGCACAAUCAUCAUUUCAAAAAACCCAGUUCAGAGAUGGAUUUGAUGUUAUUUUACCAUCACUUAUUUCUACGUCAGAUAAGAUGAAUUUUGUAAAAAAGUUCUCUGAUAUCAGUGAAUUAGAAGACAAUAAUCCAUCUAAUGCUAUCAUGCAGGUACCAGUGAUGCGAAAAUAUUUUUUAAGUUUUGUUGGUCAAUGGUCGCCUAAAGAAGAUCAGGAAUUAGAAAUUGGGAAGGAACAAGAGGAUUCUUUGAAUUUGGAACCUGUCGAUGAAAAAUUUCAUGCAACAUUGACAGAGCAUCUGGAAGAGAUGUCGAGUGAUGAAAAACAUGGGAAAAUAUUAUUUGAAUCCUCUUGUCUGAAUGGAAGAUUGGUUACCUCAGGUUUCAAGUCUGAAUGGGCAUUGUGUGGAACAACGGAGUCUCGUACACAAGUUCUCUCCCAAUCAACAUUCUCUCUCAUUGUCGCACCAGAAAAUUACAACAUAAUAAGCACUGCUUUAUUAGCCACAAGACUUGCAGAAUCACUCCAUUCCGGUGCCGUUCCGAUUAUACUUGGAAAUCAAGCGAAACUCCCUUUUCAUGAACAUAUAGAUUGGAAGAAAGCCUCUAUUAUGUGGCCUAAGGCAAGAAUAACUGAACUUGGAUUCUUGUUGUCAAGCUAUCCACAUUCUGAUAUAUUAGCCAUGAGAAGACAAGGACAGUUUAUUUAUGAUACUUACUUUUCAUCCGCUAAGUCUGUGUUAGAUUCCAUGUUGGCUACUGUUCGUACAAGACUAAAUAUUCCACCAUUGUCUAUACAAGAUGAACAGAGUAACGUAGUUGAGCAUAAAAGUUAUGCUUUCGAAAAAGAAGAAGCACCCGGAGAUGCUACAUCUGAGUUUGCGAUGCCUCCACCAGAAGGAAAAGUAGAUUCUGCCAAAUUUAUCAGGAAUUUUACUUCAGUUACAAUUGAUGCAGAUGAUUUGUGGAACAAAUCUCCUGGUCCUUUCCAUCUUUACCCAUCAACUCCUUUUGAUAGAAUCCUGUCUUCAGAUGCAAAAUUUCUUGGUUCUUCAACUGGGUUCAGACCAAUAGGUGAAGGUCAAGGGGGAGUGGGUGAAGUAUUUCAACAAUCGAUAGGGGGAAAUGUACCCAGGGAACAAUUCACUAUUGUUAUGUUGACAUAUAAAAGAGAAGAAGUUAUGUUACAAUCUGUGCAAAGAUUAAAAGGUCUUCCAUAUCUGAAUAAGGUAAUCGUUGUUUGGAAUUCACCUGAUGCACCGACCGAUGAUAUGCAAUGGCCUGAUAUUGGAGUUGAUGUUGUUGUUAUCAGACCUAAACAAAAUAGCUUGAACAAUCGAUUUCUUCCGUUUAGUGAAAUAGACACUGAUGCUGUGCUAUCUAUUGACGAUGAUGCACAUUUACGCCAUGAUGAGAUUUUGUUUGGAUUCAGAUCAUGGAGAGAAUGCAGGGAACGAAUCGUAGGUUUUCCUGGCAGAUAUCAUGCUUGGGAUAUUUCUGAGAAUAAAUGGAAAUAUAAUGCUGAUUAUUGCUGUGAAUUAUCCAUGGUGUUAACUGGUGCAGCUUUUUUUCAUAAGUACUACAUGUAUAUGUAUUCAUAUUGGAUGCCACAAGAAAUCAGAGACAAAGUUGAUGAGUUGAUGAACUGUGAAGAUAUUGCUAUGAAUUUUCUUGUGUCGCAUUUAACAAGGUUACCUCCGAUAAAGGUUACAUCAAGGUGGACUUUUCGAUGCCCAGGCUGUCCUGAGGCACUCUCCACUUCACAAUCACAUUUUGAUGAACGUCAUAUUUGUAUAAACUAUUUUGUAAAAGUAUUUGGCUACAUGCCGUUACUAGGAACACAGUUUCGAGUUGAUUCUAUAUUAUUUAAAACGAGAUUACCUCGGGAGAAACAAAAAUGCUUUAGGUUUAUAUGAUGUAUACAUCAAAUCUCUAUUAUUAUCGAUUGAAAUACUCAAGUCAUCUCUGCUGAUAGUUGCUUCUACGUUGGAGUGGUGCGUAGAACAACUCAAGUGUGGAAUCUGCUAGCCUGUAGUUGCAUCCUCGGCAAAGCAUUAGAUCAUCCAAGGUUCGAAACUAAAUAUUAUCAAACGCAUGGAAAUAAAUAAUCCGAUUAUCGUUUACAGAAAUAUUUAUAUCACUGCUCAAAAAUUUCAAUUUCACAUGUAUGGAACGUGCUUGGCCCAUCUGUUUGGGUUAUACACAUGAAUAUAAUGAUUUCUAUUUUUUUUAUAAACAAUCCACUUUACCUUUUUGAAUUCGAGCUUCUUGUUCAGACGAGAAAUUUGUGAUUACCUAUAUGUUCUGCAUGGUCAUUAUGAUACCAAUUGGUCUUUCUGUAGCAAUUUUAUAAAACAUUGAUGAAUAGUACAUAUAUGAUUCACUUUUUAUAUAGCAUCUACAUAUAUGCUUUUGCAAUUUUUUUUUGUUAUUUUGAUGUUUUUCAUUCAAAUAGUGCUUCCAUUCCGUUCAAAAUUAUCUUGAAAAAAAAAAAAA